GCGCCGGCCCCUCCCGGCAUGCCCCGCGCGCGGCGGAGGCCGGCGCGCCUGCGCGCUGCGCGGCCGGCUCCCAGCUCAGCGCAAGAUGGCGGCGGGCGCCUCGGACCCCCUGGAAGAGAUGCUGCUCUUCUCCGAGGAGGUGGACGAGAAGGCGGUCAGCGACCUGGUGGGCUCCUUGGAAUCGCAGCUGGCCGGCGGCCGGGGCUCGGCCGAGGGGCCCCAGCCCAGGACCUCCGCGCCGUCGCAGCAGCAGCAGCCGCAGCAGGGGAGCCUAGCGGGGGGCAGCAGCCCCGACCGGCAGCAGCAAGGGCAUCCCGCGCCGCCUCCUCCUCCCGGGGCCGCGGAGGCGUCCGGAGCCGCCGAGAGCCGAGCCCCUGCCCAGGGGCCGCUCCCGUCCCCGUCCCCCCCGGCGGCGGCAGCGGCGGCGGCGGCGGCGGCAGGGAGGGGAGCGAGUGUAAACAGUAGUAGUGUGCAGCAAUCACAUGGAGCGGCUCCGCGCUGCGGCAGCCCCGGCGCGCCCGCCGCCCCCGCCCCGCCGCCCGCCGCCGCGCCCCCGCCCGCCGCCGCCCCUGCCCAGCCUGUCAACAACCAUGUGGCCGCCCCCGCGGCCGCCGGCGGAGCCCGGGCGGCGGGCAGCCCCAGCCCCGGCGGCAGCCCGCCCGCCGCGGCCACCAGCGCGCCGCCGCCGCCGCCGUGCGCUGAGGCCGCCGCCGGGGGGGCCGGGGCGGCGGGCGGCGGGCGCGCGGGGGCGGCGGAGGGAGCCGGAGCCGCCGCCGCCUCAGCGCCCGCGCCGCUCCCCGGCGAGGCGGCGCACAACGGCGAGGGCGCCGGGGGCCGCGCCGCCGCGGCGGCGGGCGGGCCGGCGGCAGUCGCACAAGUCAGCACCCCCCAGAGCCCCGCCGCCGCGCAGCCCCCGCCCGCGCACGGCCCGCUGCCCGCCGUGACGGCGCUCAGCCUCUCCGCCGGCCCGGCCCCCAGCGCCGCCGCCCCGCCGGGCCCGGGCGCGGGCGCCAGCGCGGCCCCCAGCGCCGCCGCCCCCAGCGCGGCGCCCAAGCCCGCCGCCGCCGCCGCCAAGGCGGGCGCUGCCCCCGCCGGCGCCCCCCAGGCCCUGUCGCCGCGGCCGGCGCUGGGCGCGGCCCAGCGCAUCGUCGCCCCGCAGCUCAUCGUGAGGCCGCCGCAGCAGACCACCAUCCAGCUGCCGCCGGGCUUCACCAUCCCGCCGGGUAUGGUCUUGGUGCGCACGGAUGCUGGACAGCUUGUCAUGGUCCCUCAGCAGGCUCUAGCACAGGCUCAAAUGCAGGCUCAAGUACAAACACAGGGACAGGGUCCUACCAGCAUUUCACCCAGACUUUCAGUGCCCACAAGUGGUCCAGUGUUUCGGCUAUCAACAACUCAGCAACCAACUUCUGUAGCCACAUCUACUGUCCGCCUAGGACUUCCAGUGCAAGCCAAAGUUGUUCAAUCAACGGCUACGCCAGUUAGUGCUACUUCUGCUGCGACUCUACCAGGUGGCUCUAUUCUUUCACAUACCACAGUAUCAGUAGCUGCAACAAGUGCUCAAAGUUUAUUCAAGACAACAGUAGCAACUGGAACAUCAGCUUCUCAACAGCCUGCAGUAAUUACUGGUGGACAAACUCAAGCUUCAGUGCAAACCCAGGGUCAGCCUCGGCUGCCACUUCCACCUCAUACAACAGCACAAGUACCAGCACAGCCCCAGGUCAUACCAAGCUCUCCUGUACCCGGAACUACAGUGGUAUCGCAGGAAAUGCAAGAGAAUGUGAAAAAAUGCAAAAACUUUUUAGCUACCCUUAUAAAACUUGCUUCUCAUAAUUCACCUUCUCCAGAAACGUCCCGUAAUGUGAAAGCUCUGGUUCAGGAUUUGUUGGAUGCAAAGAUUGAUCCAGAAGAAUUUACAGGCCGCCUUCAAUCAGAGCUCAAAUCAUCUCCUCAGCCAUAUCUUGUACCUUUCCUUAAGAAAAGUCUACCUGCAUUGAGACAAUCUUUACUGAAUAGUCAACAUUCAGUUUUGCAAGGACAGCCGUCUCAGCAGUCACUUCAGCAAACCAAGCUAUCACAAGUUAUACCUCAAUCUGCCUCUGGAAGUAUUUCCGCUGUUGUCACAACGCAGACAAUAGGAAUAAGGCAACCAAACAACAUUUGCACGGUCUCUGUAUCAAAUACAGUGCAGCCUCCUCAGGUUAAGGUGGUACAGUCAAAUCAGAGUUCUCAACUGCAGAUUAUCCAGUCAACAUCUGCUCAAACUGUGAAACGAAACCCUGCUUGCCAGACUACCCAGAUUAGGAUGCCAGUGGUAAUAACUCAGACCAUUAGACCACCAGGCACAGUAGGGAAGGCACCAACAAUACAAGCCAGCAAAAGUCCUGGGGGCUUCGGUGUUCAGGUCUCUGCAAAUCAGAAAAACAAGCUGAAUGACCCUGGAGGUGGUUCUUUCAGAGAUGAUGAUGACAUCAAUGAUGUUGCCUCUAUGGCUGGUGUUAAUCUAAAUGAAGAAAGUGCCCGAAUUAUGGCUACCAACUCUGACUUGGUUGGAACCCAGAUACAGUCCUGUAAAGAUGAACCCUUUCUUGCUGCUAUACCUCUACAUAAACGCAUACUUGAAAUGGCUAAAAAAUUAGGAAUUACUGAUGUGCCAGCUGAGGUGGUUACUUUUAUUUCCCAUGCAACACAGAACAGAUUAAGAACAGUGAUAGAAAAAGUAACAGUGAUAACCCAGCACCGAAUGGAAUCACACAAAGAUGAUGAAUGGUAUGAACAAGCUACAGAUGUCCGAUCACAGUUAAAGUUUUUUGAACAGUUAGAGCGUUUAGAAAAGCAAAGGAAAGAUGAACAAGAGAGGGAGAUCUUGCUAAAGGCUGCCAAGAGUCGCUCAAGGCAAGAAGACCCAGAGCAGGCUAGACUGAAACAAAAAGCAAAGGAGAUGCAGCAACAAGAACUUGCACAAAUGAGGCAGAGGGAUGCCAACCUGACUGCACUGGCAGCUAUUGGUCCCCGCAAGAAGCGGAAGCUUGAUUCGCCUGGACUGCUUACCAUAGGAGGAGAGGGCCUCAGUGUGUCCGGUGGAAGUCAGGCUGGCUUGGGGACUCCUUCAUCCAGGCAGUAUGCACGACAGAAAAUAACUCGCGUAAACCUCAGGGACUUCAUCUUCUACAUGGAACAGGAAAGAGAAACAAGCCAUUCUCUCCUGCUCUAUCGAGCUCUGCUUAAAUAAAGCCAAGAAUUGUACUGAUAUCUCUCCAUACAGAAGCUCAACUUGCAUUGAAAAGCUGUCAUUUUAAUGUGCCUUCUAUUUUUUUCCGAAGUCAAUGUUUCUGUAGUUUGUUUUGCAAAAUCGUCAGACACAUGCAAUAAAUUCCCUUUAUGUAAAAAUUUAAAAAAAUGUGCAAAAGGUUUUAAAAUGUUAAAUCCACAAAUACAAUCAAUUUCUACGUCUUACUCCAUUUGGGCAUUUUGAAUGAGGCUAAAAUAGACCACACUGAAAUUAUACAAAUGGAAAGACGUGACUGCAAUGGCUUGCCUAAACUCUCACUCUGAGACAGACUGGGCCAGGUUCACAGGACUGGGAUCUAACCAUGGUGUUAACUUGUACGUUCACUUACGGUGCUGGGCUUGCUUUCCUUUAAGUUUCGCUGGCACUGCUUCCACUGACUAACCAUGGUGAUACCUGUUGUUGUUUUAGCUUAGUUAAAAUUGCAAUUUUUUGCACAGCUAAAAGAAUAGCCACUGCACACUCCCACAAAUUUUAUAUAUUUAGGAUUUUUGCUCUUACUGCACAGCUCAUUUCCUGAGCCAUUUGCUGAACCAAAUCCUAAGUGUAUGAAAUCUGUGCAUUCAGAUCCCAGCUGAGUUACCUUGACUAGCUCUUCCAGUUGUUUUCUAAACCUAUUCAACCUUUUGCACAUUUGUAGCAGCUGGUGAGUAACAUGAAUCAAAGUUGGGUUUUAUUUUCUAAAAAUAUCUUAAUUUAUUUAUUGCAAAGAGUAUGGUUUAAUGAUGGUUUUAAAAGAGAGUAUUGUUCAGUAAGGAUUUUAGAGUAUUCUAUAUGGAUUUUUAAAGUCACUGUGAAGGAAGUUACUGGGGGGCCGGUUCCACUUACUCGAAUCAGGAGAGCCACGGUAAGCGCGGGAGCCCGGUCCUGCCGUGCGGUCGGGGUCCUCGCUGCAGUGACUUUGCCUUGGAUCAUUGGACCUGAGGACUCCAGUCCAGAGAGGCUCAUAAACAAGUGCAUGACUCUAAGCAUAUGGGUAGUUUUAAGUACUUAAAGGUGGAAUGAAUGCUUUUUAAAUGCUUUGCUGAAUUGGAAUUUAAGGGGCCCACACCAAAGCCAAGCAAAGUUAGUGUGAGUCUUUUAAAUGGGAUAGGAAUACUAAGCAAGCAGGUGGGCACAAGGUGUACUUCAAAAAUAACAGUAUUAUCAGUAACCAUGGAAGGGAGACAUUUGCUUAUUUAUCUUUUCAAUUUUUACUAUGUUAUGCUUGCCACUUUUUUGAGGCAAUAUUUUUUUUUGAUGGGAAACCAUAGCGAAAGCACAAAUAGAACUAUUUGUCCAAUAGUUUUAAAAACAAAAGUUUUAAUUAUUUUUUAAGGUUUAUGAAAAGCAGAAGAAAAUUUAUACUGCUGCUAUUUAGCCAAAAGAUUAUUCAUAAGGUAUUUAAGGCCAGGAAGUGUAAAAUUAUGUUUUAAAUGUAUUGAUAAUUUGUACAUAUUGUUUAUAAAGGCCUUGUGUUUAUUAGAAUUACGUUAUUUUGAUGAUUUCUGUACAUACUCGUAAAUAUUCCCAAUUUGUGUGAAAACAAACUCCCUUAUUUGUACUUAUUUUGUAAAGAAAUAAAACAAUUUACUAAAGUAA
Messenger RNA from Dromaius novaehollandiae (emu), 4867 nucleotides. RefSeq names its product transcription initiation factor TFIID subunit 4-like. The transcript is spliced from 15 exons. Lineage: Eukaryota; Metazoa; Chordata; Aves; Casuariiformes; Dromaiidae. Gene Ontology annotation, biological process: DNA-templated transcription; transcription initiation at RNA polymerase II promoter. Gene Ontology annotation, cellular component: transcription factor TFIID complex. Bases 86 to 3229 code for a protein of 1047 amino acids. The record is from RefSeq and is a predicted model, not a curated record. Gene Ontology annotation, molecular function: protein heterodimerization activity; DNA binding; RNA polymerase II general transcription initiation factor activity.